AUGGGGAGUCGUUUCUUCAUACGGAACUUUAUACUUUUUGGCCUUUUGGCCAGCAGCAAUAUGCAGAUACCAGUCGGAGAACUUGAGAACAACUUGGAUUUGGGUGUGCCCCACUUGCUAGAAGUGACCCAAUUUUUGGGAACGAUUCUUGGACUAGAGUCCGUUACGAUAUUUUCGGGCUGCAUCAACAUAAGUCACUCAAUCCAGCGGAGCCUUAUGGACAGAUAUAUACCCGUUAAUACGGUCGGAUCCAAUCUAGAGCGGGCUAAAUACCAUAAACUGGCUAAUGCAGAUAUACGGAUUGUUCUCUUUAGUGGCGUGGAUGAUCCAAUAUUCAAUACACUCAAUGCCACGGAAUCUCCAUAUUCAUAUAAUAUGUAUAUCCUUGUGUAUGUUUCACCAUAUACAAAUAAGUCCGUUGAAAUGGACUUUAUUGAUGAGGUAUUCGUACUACUCUGGAAUAUGUCGAUUGAUUGCACAUUUCUUAUGGUACGUGGCGAGUUCAAGAUGGAGAUAUGGAACUACUUUUAUUUGGAAAAAAUACAAAAAUUUAAAGUGCUUAGUUCCAACACGUUUUUGGAUAAUAUACGAAACUCCAACUUUAAGUUUGUCCUUCGCGUUAUGGAUGAUUCUCCAUCAUUAUUUUGGUACAACUCAUCGGAGCAAGCGGAUGUGACUGGCGGGGGCAACAUCAGUCUGUCCGGCCCCAUCGGUCUGUUGAUCAUCAACUUUAUGCGUCACAUAAAUAUGACGACGGAAAUUGUUCCGGUUUCAAUAAGGCAGACCUCCAAAAUUGAGAACUAUCAGCAGACAGAUAAUUGGAUAUCUGGCAAUGCGACAUAUAUGGUAGGCACUGCUAUCUUGAAACACAGAAACAGGGUGUUGCUUUCACGUAUCUGUCUAUUGGUCUCGAAUCACAGGAUGGUUCCUUUAAGCAGAUUCUUAGACAAGCUGAUUAGUCCAGGUGUUCAUAGGCUCACCUCUUUAUCGAGUAUUGGCAUAUUCGUGAUCAAGUACUUUUCGCACCGCCCUCGAUUGUUUUGGGUUGCCUUCUUUGGUACUUUACGAUUCUUUUUUGGUAUUCCGCUGCCCAACAAUGUUUUACAACGCUUACCCAUGGUGGAAAGGUGGAUAGAGGUCUUUAUAUUCCUUAUCGUGAAUAUCUUACUGGGUUCGAAUAUAUCCAUAACAAGCAGCGCUCUAACAACAGGUUUUUUUGAGGCACCAAUCAGAAAUGUCGAAUCCAUGAGGGCGAGUGGUCUGCAGAUUAUGACCGCAGAUCCGACAAUUCCACAGGCCUUCAAGGAAAAUAUUAUGCCCAGUUCACUGGCGGAUCUGGUGGUUCUUGUGGAUGAACCGACUUAUUUUCAUCACAUCACCACCUUGAACGACAGCUACGUGUACGUGAUGCAAUCUCACCAUUGGGAUGUCUUUCACCUAUAUCAACAGCAACUGACCAAACAGCCAUUCGAGAUUGGUGGCGAGGAACUGUGCUCCAAAUGGCGUAUCUUGGGCAUGCCCUUGAAUCCGACAACGCCUUUUAGGUUCAUAUUUAAGAACUUUUUCGAUAGGGUUGUAGAGUCUGGCCUGGAGCAAAUAUGGGUUCAAAAGAGCUUUAAAAAGUUUUGUGAUAUUCAUAGCUUAAACAAGCUGCCCGUGGACAUCCCUAUUUGGAAACCGCUGUCCAUUAAGUUUUUUUCAAAUUUCAUAAUGGCCUAUAUUUUGGGACUAGUGCUCGCCACAUUGACGUUCGUGGGUGAACUGGUCCAGAAUAGAUAUCGUCGUAGAAAUUAAAAAAAAAUUUUGUAUGUGAUGUUGAUGUGUGCAAUCAUGUAA
Drosophila santomea is the source of this 1836-nucleotide messenger RNA. RefSeq lists its product as uncharacterized. The record is from RefSeq and is a predicted model, not a curated record. The transcript has 2 exons. Lineage: Eukaryota; Metazoa; Arthropoda; Insecta; Diptera; Drosophilidae.